This is a messenger RNA of Oncorhynchus keta (chum salmon), 8297 nucleotides long. It is a transcript of the gene tbc1d23, whose product is annotated as TBC1 domain family, member 23. The transcript is spliced from 19 exons. Bases 238 to 2277 code for a protein of 679 amino acids. Lineage: Eukaryota; Metazoa; Chordata; Actinopteri; Salmoniformes; Salmonidae. Gene Ontology annotation, biological process: embryonic brain development; retrograde transport, endosome to Golgi. The record is from RefSeq and is a predicted model, not a curated record. Gene Ontology annotation, cellular component: trans-Golgi network.
UGACAUCGGAUGAAUCGGUAUUUUCACAAUAUAAAACACAAUUUGUUAGCUACGUUACAUCUGGGAAAAGUAGGUUGCCGUUCUGGGGUGAUGAUGGUUUUGGACUGUAUCGAUUAGCUACUAGCCGGAGAUCGAGCGAUGCUCUCAUCUGAAACAGCCCAGCUAACGUUUCGUUAGUCUAGGGAUCAGGAUCUGGCUGAGGCCCUGGACUCUGGAGGCUCUGACCUGGAGCUAGAGAUGGACAUACAGGGGGAGCUGGGGCUGGAUGGGGAAGAGGCCGGGGAGGUUAUUCGAGUCCAGGAGCUACCAGCCCAGCAGAGAGCCAAGCUGUGGAAGAUUGCGCUGAAUGUGGCAGGUAAAGGAGACAGUCUGUCCUCGUGGGAUGGAGUCCUGGAUCUUCCAGAACAGAACCUUAUACACACCCGCUGCCAGCAGCUCAUUGACCAGCUGGGGUGCGUGGCGGAGGAGGAGGGGCGUGACAUGGUGUCUGACGUAGAGUCUGUCAUCACGUUCUACUGUAAGUCCCGAAACAUCACCUUCACCCCUGACCUCUCCUGGCCACACCUCCUCAAACCCCUGCUGGGCCUGCAGCUGCCCCGCUCCGAUCUCUACAACUGCUUCUACGCCAUCAUGAAUAAAUAUAUCCCACGGGACUGUGUAGCGAAGGGCCGUCCGUUCCACCUGUACAGACUGCUGCUUCAGUAUCAUGAACCAGAACUCUGCUCCUUCCUCGACACCAAGAAGAUCACCCCAGACUCCUACACUAUACACUGGCUCGGCAGUCUGUUCUCCAGUCACUGCCUACCAGAGGUGACUCAGGCCAUGUGGGACUUUUACCUCCAACAGGCUGACCCUUUCCUCAUCUUCUUCCUCCUGCUCAUCAUCCUCGUCAAUGCCAAAGAUAACAUCCUGCAACAAGAAGGGGACAGUAAAGAAGAUCUCAUUAAGAUGUUGGAGGACUCUCCUGCCCUGUUAGAGGCUGAUGACAUAGAAGACCUGUUCUCUCUGGCCCAGUAUUACUGGAGCAAGACCCCCCUGUCUCUCAGAAAGGAGAACCAGAACUUGUUUGGGUCCAGCCUGGUGGCACUGAAGGAGGAAGACAUGGAUCUGAGUCAGGCUCUCUGUCUCCCUGUGUCUGUCCCUGAGAUACUGCAGGCCAACCAGCUGCAGCCUGUGAGUAACAACACCCCUGAGGAAGGGGUUCGGUUCUUUGUGGUGGAUUGUCGACCUGCUGAGCAGUACAACGCUGGACACCUCUCUACUGCCUUCCACCUGGACUCAGACUUGAUGCUGCAGAACCCGUCAGAGUUCAGCCUAUCAGUGAAGUCCCUCCUGGAGGCCCAGAAACAGAGUCUAGAGUCUGGCUCCAUCGCUAGUGGAGAACACCUCUGCUUCAUGGGUUCAGGGAGGGAGGAGGAGGACAUGUACAUGAACAUGGUGCUGGCACACUUCCUACAGAAAAACAAAGAAUAUGUCAGUAUCGCUAAAGGUGGUUUUAUGGCCCUGCAGCAGCACCUAACAGACAUCAAUGUGGAGGGGCCAGACAACUAUGUCCACUGGAUAGUCAGCACCUCUGGAUCAGCUGAAGGAGACACGUUGAACACCACAGGGGAUAAAGGAGUCAAGUCUCUGGUCAACAAGAUGACCUUUGCCCUCAAGUCCAAGUCUGUCAUAGCGAAGGAGAAGAUGAUAAGCUUUAUGGAGAACACGGCUACACCUGUAGACAGAAUGUCUUUCACUCUCCCCUGGCCAGAGAAGGGGGUCCCUGACCGGCAUGUGAGCAGUAGUGACCGGGUUGGAAAACCUUACAGAGGAGUGAAGCCGGUGUUCAGCAUCGGUGAUGAGGAAGAGUAUGAUACAGAUGAGAUUGACAGCUCGUCCAUGUCGGAUGAUGACAGGAAGGAGAUCGUAAACAUCCAGACGUGGAUCAACAAACCAGAUGUGAAGCACCAUGUUCCCUGUAAUGAGGUCAAGGAAACCGGACACAUGUUCCCCAGUCACCUGUUGAUCACAGCGACCCACAUGUACUGUCUGAGGGAGAUCGCGUCCAGGAAGGGUUUUGCCUAUAUCCAGUCCAGACAGGCCCUCAACAGCGUGGUCAAGAUCACCUCCAAGAAAAAACACCCAGAACUCAUCACCUUCAAGUUCGGCAACAGCAACACUGCUGGAAUAGAGAUCUCUGCUGUGGAGAGGUAUCUGAUCCCCAACGCGGGUGACGCCACCAAGGCCAUUAAACAGCAGAUCAUGAAAGUUCUGGAUGCCCUGGAGAGUUCCUAGAGACAGACAGGGAUACAUGAGAGCCCCCCCCCCAGCUGGCCGGGAGGGGAGACGUCUGUCUGUCUGUCAGCUGAGGGCAGGGUGCUCUCUUUCUAUUGAUAUCUCUCUCCCUUUCUCUCUGUCCUCCUCCUCUUCCCAGCCAGGCGAGGACCUGGACAGAUCCUGUAUCCUGUGUUGACUGUUAACCCUCCCUGUCUGUUGGGCUGAGGGUGUCGUCUCUCUCCCUCCCUGGUUGCUGAGGACCUGAGAGAAUGAUUGACUGACUGGUCGAGUCCCAAACGGCACCCUAUUCAAUAUAUAGUCCUAUCGGGCUUGGUAAAAAGUAGUGCACUCUAUAGGGAAUAAGGCUCUGGUCUAAAGUAGUGCACUAUAUAGGGAAUAGGGCUCUGGUCUAAAGUCGUGCACUAUAUAGGGAAUAGGGUCCUGUCUGGGAGGCAUCCUGAGACUGUUGCUCCCUAUUCACCACCCUGGUCUCCUCAUCCUGUCUGACAUAUAUUGGUUACACCCUCCAUUAUCCUGGUCUCAUCCUGUCUGACAUAUAUUGGUUACACCCUCCAUUAUCCUGGUCUCAUCCUGUCUGACAUAUAUGGGUUACACCCACCAUUACCCUGGUCUCAUCCUGUCUGACAUAUAUUGGUUACACCCACCAUUAUCCUGGUCUCAUCCUGUCUGACAUAUAUUGGUUACACCCUCCAUUAUCCUGGUCUCAUCCUGUCUGACAUAUAUGGGUUACACCCACCAUUACCCUGGUCUCAUCCUGUCUGACAUAUAUUGGUUAUACCCACCAUUACCCUGGUCUCAUCCUGUCUGACAUAUAUGGGUUACACCCACCAUUACCCUGGUCUCAUCCUGUCUGACAUAUAUGGGUUACACCCACCAUUACCCUGGUCUCAUCCUGUCUGACAUAUAUUGGUUACACCCUCCAUUAUCCUGGUCUCAUCCUGUCUGACAUAUAUGGGUUACACCCACCAUUACCCUGGUCUCAUCCUGUCUGACAUAUAUUGGUUACACCCUCCAUUAUCCUGGUCUCAUCCUGUCUGACAUAGGGUGCACUCGGAAAUUAUUCAGACCCCUUGACUUUUUCCACAUUUUGUUAAGUUACAGAAUUGCUCUAAAAUGGAUUUGUUUUUCCCCUUCAUCAAUCUGCACAUAAUACCGAUAAUAAUAAAGCAAAAACAGGUUUUUAGACAUGUUAGCACAUUUAUAAAAAGUUUUUAAAAACUGAAAUCACAUUUACAUAAGUAUUCAGACCUUUUACUCAGUAUUUUGUUGAAGCAUCUUUGGCAGCGAUUACAGUUAAGUCUUCUUGAGUAUGACGCUACAAGCUUGGCACGCCUGUAUUUGGGGAGUUUCUCCCAUUCUUCUCUGCAGAUCCUCUCAAGCUCUGUCAGGUUGAAUGGGGAGCGUUGCUGCACAGCUACUUUCAGGUCUCUCCAGAGAUGUUUGAUCAGAUUCAAGUGCUGCCACCACCAUGCUUCACCAUAGGGAUGGUGCCAGGUUUCCUCCAGACGUGACGCUUGGCAUUCAGAACAAAGAGUUUAAUUUUGGUUUCAUCAGACCAGAGAAUCUUGCUCCUCAUGGUCUGAGAGGCUUUAGGUGCCUUUUGGCAAACUCCAAGUGGGUUGUCAUGUGCCUUUUCCUGAGGAGUGGCUUCCGUCUGGCCACUCUACCAUAAAGACCUAAUUGGAAGAAUGCUGCAGAGAUGGUUUUCCUUCUGGAAGGUUCUCCCAUCUCCACAGAGGAACUCAGGAGCUCUUGGGUUCUUGGUCACCUCCCUGACCAAGGUCCUUCUCCCCCGAUUGCUCAGUUUGGCUGGGCGGCCAGCUGUAGGUAGAGCCUUGGUGGUUCCAAACUUCUUUCAUUUAAGAAUGAUGGACACUGUUUUCCUGGGGACCUUCAAUGCUGCAGAAAUGUUUUGGUACCCUUCCCCAGAUCUGUGCCUCGACACAAUCCUGUCUCAGAGCUCAACAUACAAUUCCUUUGACCUCAUGGCUUGGUUUUCACUCUCACAUGCACUGUCAACUGUAGGACCUUUCCAAAUCAUGUCCAAUCAAAUUAAUUUACCUCAGGUGGACUCCCAAGUUGUAGAAACAUUUCAAGGAUGAUAAAUGGGCGGCAGCGUAGCCUAGUGGUUAGAGUGUUGAACUAGGAACCAGAAAGUUGCAAGUUCAAACCCCCGAGCUGACAAGGUACUAAUCUGUCGUUCUGCCCCUGAACAGGCAGUUAACCCACUGUUCCCAGGCCGUCAUUGAAAAUAAGAAUUUGUUCUUAACUGACUUGCCUGGUUAAAUAAAGGUCAAAUAAAAAAAUAAAAAAAAAUGGAAACAGGAUUCACCUGAGCUCCAUUUUGAGUCUCACAUCAAAGGGUCUGAAUACUUAGGGAAAUAAGGUAUUUCUGUGUUUUAUUUUGAAUACAUUUGCAACCAUUUCUAAAAACCUGUUUUAGUUCUGUCAUUCUGGGGUAUUGUGUGUAGAUUGAGGGGAAAAAUGUAUUUCAUGAAUUGUUUUAGAAUAAGGCUGUAAUGUAACAAAAUGUGGAGAAAGUCAAGGGGUCUGAAUACUUUCCAAAUGCUCUGUUUAUGGGUUAUGUUGGAUUCAUUUUUAUUUGUUUUGAAAAUAUACAUGAUUUGCUUUUUUGAGUUUUUGAGUCUUUUACUUGCGGUUUUGUACACCAGCUUCAAACAGCUGAACAUAUUUAUUUCACAGCUGUUUAGAUGGUACAAUGAUUAUCUGCACAAUUACUGCUUGUUUUGUCACAACUGAAUUUUAGGCAAACUAUGAGGAAUUUUAGGAACCAGGAAAUGGCGCCGCAAUUUCUGAGUAUUGUACCUUUUUAAAUGAGUCUGUUGGUCUUUCAAUGGCGAAAUACACAAGGCAAUAUAAUGAGAGGUUUACUGGCUGUGGCACCAUCCAAGGCAGACAGCACAAGCCAUUUCUAUGUUGUUUAUAUUUAACUUGACAUACAUACUUCACAAGUAUUGUUUUUCAGAGUAAGAGCCCAUAAGUCUAAAAUGAGCCCAUUCAUUGACCAGGGACCAGUGGUAUUUAGUCAAAUGAUGUCAUUCAUUAACCCUUAAUUUAAGCAAUGAUCACUCAACUUUUCUUCUUUUUUUUUUUAACAAAGUCAUAUACUGCUAUCACCAAUGUACAUAAUCUGACAGAGUGGAACUAUACAUAAAGGUACAGUCACCAACACUAUAUAUAUAAUAUAUAUAUAUAUAUAACUGGCCUCUAGAUACCUAUCCACUAGUUACACUAUAUAUAUAUAUAUAUUUACAAAAGUAUGUGGACAGCCUUCAAAUGAGUGGAUUCACCCUAUUUCAGCCACACCCAGUGGUGACCGGUGUAUAUCAUCGAACACAGCCAUGCAAUCUCCAUAGACACACAUUGGCAGCAGAAUGGCCUUACUGAAGAGCUCAGUGACAAGGUGGCGCUGUCAUAGGACGCCACCUUUCCAACAAGUAGCGUUUAACAAUUGUCUGUCCUUGGUUGCAACACUCACUACAGAGUUUCAAACUGCCUCUGGAAGCAACAUCAGCACAAGAACUGUUCAUCGGGAGCUUCAUGAAAUGGGUUUCCAUGGCCGAGCAGCAGCACGCAAGCUUAAGAUCACCAUGCGCAAUGCCAAGCGUUGGCUGGAGUGGUGUAAAGCUCACCGGACUCUGGAGCAGUGGAAAUACGUUCUCUGGAGUGAUGAAUCACGCUUCACCAUCUGGCAGCCUGACAGACGAAUCUGCUUUUGGCUGAUGCCAGGAGAACGCUACCUACCCCAAUGCAUAGUGCCAACUGUAAAGUUUGGUGGAGGAGGAAUAAUGGUCUGUAGUUGUUUUUCAUGGUUCAGGCCCCUUAGUUCCAGUGAAGGGAAAUCUUAAUGCUACAGUAUGCUUCCAACUUUGUAGCAACAGUUUGGGGAAGGACCUUUCCUGCUUAAGCAUGACAAUUCCCCCGUGCACAAAGCCUGGUCCAUACAUAAAUGGUUUGUCGAGAUCAGUGUGGAAGAACUUGACUGGCCUGAACAGAGCCUUGACCUCAACCUCAUCGAACACCUUUGGGAUGAAUUGGAACACCAACUGCCAGCCAGGCCUAAUCGCCCAACAUCAGUUCCCGACCUCACUUAAGCUCUUGUGGCUGAAUGGAAGCAAGUCCCAACAGGAAUGUUCCAACAUCUAGUGUAAAGCCUCCCCACAAUAGUGGAAGCUGUUAUAGCAGCAAUGUGGGGACAAACUCCAUAUUAAUGCCUAUGAUUUCGGAAUGAGAAGUUUGUGGAGCAGUUGUCCACAUACUAUUGGCCAUGUUGUGUAUCGACCAGGCAGUCUGGUAGCCCCUUUUUACUGAAUGAUCUUCUCUGAUGUCAUCUGACAACUGUUUGUAGAUACUUUGUCUUUGAGAAAGUUGUAUUUUUUCAGCACACAGCCUUAAAUAGUCAUUAGGAUGUUUAUCAAUAUUUAAUGUAUACUGAACAAAAAUAUUAUUGCAACAUGCAACAAUUUCAACGAUUUUACUGAGUUACAGUAAAAACUAUUUCUAAUUGGCUGGGCCCUCCCAGGCCCUAAUCUAUGGAUUUCACAUGACUGGGCAGGGGUGAAGGCAUGGGUGGGCCUGGGAGGGCCCAUCCAAUUAGAAAGAGUUUUUCCCCACUCAAGGGUAUUAUUACAGACCAUCAAUACUCAGCUGUCCGGGUGGCUGGUCUCAGACGAUCCUGCAGGUGCAGAGGCCGUAUGUGGAGAUCCUGGGCCGGCGUGGUUAUGUGUGGUGUGCGGUUGUUGGACCUACUGACAAAUUCUCUAAAACGACGUUGGAGGUGGCUUAUGGUAGAGAAAUUAACAUUCAAUUCUCUGGCAACAGCUCUGGUGGACAUUCCUGCAGUCAGCAUGCGAAUUGCACCCUCCCUCAAAACUUGAGACAUCUGUGGCAUUGUGUUGUGACAACUGCCCAUUUUAUAGUGGCCUUUUAUUGUCCCCAGCACAAGGUGCACCUGUGUAAUGAUCAUGCUGUUUAAUCAGCUUCUUGCCACACCUGUCAGGUGGAUGGAUUAUCUUGGCAAUGGAGAAAUGCUCACUAACAGUAAACAAAUGUGUGCACUAUAUUUGAGAGAAAUAAGCUUUUUGUGCGUAUGGAACAUUUCUGGGCUCUUUUAUUUCAGCUCAGUAAACAUGGGACCAACACUUUACAUGUUGCGUUUAUAUUUGUGUUCAGUAUAUAAACGUACUGCUCCAUAUCAAUGGGUUCCCGGUCACAGAUUAAACCUGAUCUGGAAUAAAAGCAUAUUUCAAUUUAAAUUCUCCAUUGAAAUAGAUAGAAAUAGAAUUAGAUUCUCCAUUGAAAUAGAAAUAGAAAUAGAAUUGGAUUCUCCAUUGAAAUAGAAAUAAAAAUAGAAUUAGAUUCUCCAUUGAAAUAGAAAUAGAAUUGGAUUCUCCAUUGAAAUAGAAAUAGAAUUGGAUUCUCCAUUGAAAUAGAAAUAGAAAUAUAAUUGGAUUCUCCAUUGUGAAUGAUUUGUAUUUCUGGACAAGGAUUUAUUUAUGUCUGAACCUGUCCAUGUUCUAUCCAGAAGGUUAGGACGAGGUGGUGUUUAACCUGUUCCAAGACUUAUUAAUCUGUUCCAGCCUCCACUAAGGGUCUCCUGUUUCUUUAUAAAUGUUUUACAGUUUAGUAAAGUGUUUCUGAAAGACACUGUCUGUCCUCUGCUUUUAUGUUCAUCCUGUCCAACACUAGACUCAUCUCUUAUGUAAGGGAAGCUAUAUAAUAUGCAUUAGUAGUAGUAGUGGGGGGGAUUCACUAGGAACCAAAAGAAGCAAACGCCACAAAACGGUGAGGGACCUACCAGAAUUGUCGAAUAACAAACUUGUUUUUGUUGCAAAAAUGUUUUCCAUCGCAAAACGUUUUGCUACCAUGUGCACGAAUGAAUACACCCCUGGUUUGGUCCAUAUUUCUGGCAGUUAAUUCUGAGAUGGGAUAUUUUCAUGGUUGAAUCUUCAGGAUCAUUAACAUCAGUAACAUUAAAAUUUAAAACUGAACUAACA